AUGGCGCCGCCGUCGCCCCGUGGCAUGCUGCCGUCUAGUCGUCGGCUGGUCGCCGUCCUCCUGCUGGCCGCCGCCGCCGCGCUGGGGUUCGGCGUCCGGGCCGGCGCGGCGCAGCUGUGCGCCGAGUACUACGACCGGACGUGCCCCGGCGUGCACCGGGUCGUGCGGCGGGUGCUGAAGAAGGCGCACGAGGCCGACGCCCGCAUCUACGCCAGCCUCACCCGCCUCCACUUCCACGACUGCUUCGUCCAGGGCUGCGACGGCUCGAUCCUGCUGGACAACAGCUCGAGCAUCGUGUCUGAGAAGUUCGCGACGCCCAACAACAACUCGGCGCGCGGGUACCCCGUGGUGGACGCCGUCAAGGCCGCGCUGGAGAAGGCCUGCCCCGGCGUCGUCUCCUGCGCCGACAUCCUCGCCAUCGCCGCCAAGAUCUCCGUCGAGCUGUCCGGCGGGCCCCGGUGGCGCGUGCCGCUCGGCCGGCGCGACGGCACCACCGCCAACAUCACCGCCGCCAACAACCUCCCGAGCCCCUUCGACAACCUCACCGCGCUCCAGCACAAGUUCGGCGCCGUCGGCCUCGACGCCACCACCGACCUCGUCGCCCUCUCGGGCGCGCACACGUUCGGGCGCGUGCAGUGCCAGUUCGUGGCGCCGCGGCUGUACAACUUCAGCGGGACGGGCCGGCCGGACCCGGCGCUGGACGGGGGGUACCGGGCGCUCCUCUCGCUGCGGUGCCCGAGGGGCGGGGACGGGUCGGCGCUCGGCGACCUGGACCCGGCCACGCCGGACGCCUUCGACAGCAGCUACUACGCCAACCUUGGGGCGCGCCGCGGGACGCUGCAGUCCGACCAGGAGCUGCUGUCGGCGCCCGGCGCGCCCACGGCGGCGAUCGUCGGCCGGUUCGCCGGCAGCCAGAAGGCGUUCUUCAGGAGCUUCGCAAGGUCCAUGGUCAGCAUGGGGAACAUCGAGGUGCUGACGGGGAGCCAGGGCGAGGUCAGGAGGAACUGUAGAGUGGUCAAUGGAAGCUAGGCCCGUCGAGGAUUAAGUAUUUAUUUUAAGUACUAGCAGCUGUGUGGUGUACAUGUGGUGUGCUCAAGUCAAAUUGAGGGGCUUAACGAUCAAUUGUCUUUUCCUUGGAGAUUCAAUAAAGAGAUG
Messenger RNA from Panicum hallii, 1155 nucleotides. RefSeq names its product peroxidase A2-like. The record is from RefSeq and is a predicted model, not a curated record. The coding region runs from base 1 to 1029 and encodes 342 amino acids. The transcript is spliced from 3 exons. Gene Ontology annotation, molecular function: heme binding; peroxidase activity. Gene Ontology annotation, biological process: response to oxidative stress; hydrogen peroxide catabolic process. Lineage: Eukaryota; Viridiplantae; Streptophyta; Magnoliopsida; Poales; Poaceae.